UGUGUAUGUGCCGAUCUAAACCUAUGCAAAAAUGGAUGAUUUCAACAAAAGGUCUGCCGACAUUUUCGGAGCAUUGGACACUCUUAAAGCACUACCUGAAAAGCCUGAAGCAAAUGUCACUUCCCCCGGAGACGACAAGUUCAAAAGGCCCCAUGGAGUUUAUACCCCUCCAGCCAAACGUCUACGAACGAGCUCGGGCCCUGAUGAAAUCAACCAUUCAACACAAGAGAUCGAUACACCUAAUGGAAUCAAACCUCCCCAACACUCGAUACCUCAUCACCAUGCAAAGUCAUGUGAACCGAGAAGGCGGAGUCACGACAAACCUCAGAAAGACUUGUCCAAGUGGACUAAGUACGACCUGAAAGAUGACGGGACAGAACAAUUAUCUGGAUUAUCAGCCGAGAAGAUUAACAGGACGGUGGCAUAUCAGUUCCUAGAUCAACUAAAACAACGAAAUCAGCCAGAAAAAGAUGACCCACAAGAUGUCGGAAACAAAAAAGUUGUGUUUAAGAAGCCUACAAGAUCAAAAGGGGCUAACUCGGACACAGUUAAGAAUCCAGCUGCAGGCUUGCAGGAUGAGACUGAAGGCAGCAAAGAACAAAAGAGUGAUGGGUCGAUGGUGGGUGGUGAGGGGAAGAAGAAAACUACAUCGAACAAGAAAGACAGUGGGUGUGGUAUGACUUCCGGGACUGACAAACAACCCAAGGUCAGAACUAAACCUUCAAUAGUUUUAAGUCAUUUGGACGAAUGUGAUGAUUAA
Halichondria panicea is the source of this 760-nucleotide messenger RNA. RefSeq lists its product as uncharacterized. NCBI's taxonomy places the organism in Eukaryota, Metazoa, Porifera, Demospongiae, Suberitida, Halichondriidae. The record is from RefSeq and is a predicted model, not a curated record. The transcript has 2 exons. The coding region runs from base 32 to 760 and encodes 242 amino acids.